UUACAAUGGUCAUCAAGGGCUUGACAUGUAUGGGUUCUCUGUUGAGAACUUUUCGGCGUCCUUCCUCAAGGCCGCUGCUCCUUUUCCGCCGGGGAAUCAGCUAUUAUGAUGACCUGGAUCACAUAACGCGGCCCGACUGGCGAAUUAUAACGGAUGGCAGACGAAAUAAGGGCCUAGCUUUCACCAUUGAGGAGCGACAGCGUCUGGGAAUCCAAGGACUAUUACCCUGCACAGUGCGUUCCAUGGAAGACCAGAUGCUGGCCAUCGAGACGAACUUUUAUGCACGGCCAGCCAACCUCAAUAGGUACACAUAUCUGAGUUCCCUGCAAUAUAGGCACCGGCGAAUCUACUAUCGCUUUAUCCGGGAGAACAUCGAGCAGGUCCUGCCCAUUGUUUAUACACCCACGAUGGGCGAUGUGGUGACCACCUUUGGAUUGAAUUUCCAGAUCGCCACCAGCCUGUAUGUAAGCAUCUUUGACAAGGGACAUAUCGUGGAGCUGUUGCACAACUGGACAGAACGAAAUGUGCGAGCCAUUUGUGUAACGGAUGGCGGAAGGGUCUUGGGACUCGGCGACAUGGGUGCCAAUGGCAUGGGUAUUACCGUCGGGAAAAUGGUCCUUUACACAGCCCUGGCCGGAGUUCCGCCCUCCCUACUGAUGCCCGUUUGCCUGGACGUGGGCACGGAUAAUCAGGCCCUGCUCCAGGAUCCACUCUAUGUGGGCAUGCGCAUUCCCCGGGUACGAGGUCCCGAAUAUGACGAACUUGUCCAGGAGUUCAUGGAGGCGGCGGUGGAGUGCUUUGGUCACGAUACCUUCAUCCACUUUGAGGACUUUUCCACGCCCGAUGCUCUCAAGUUCCUAGAAAAGUAUCAAGACAGCUAUUGCUACUUCAACGACGAUGUCCAGGGAACGGGUGCCACCGGAGUGGCGGGAUUCCUAAACGUUGAACGGAUCACUGGCCGCAAACUGGAGGAUACCACAUUUCUAUUUGCGGGCGCUGGGAGCGCCUCUUUGGGCAUUGCCAACAUGCUAGCGACUGAGUUGGAGGAGCGAGGUGUGCCGGCCGAUGAGGUGGCAAAGAAUAUAUUCCUGCAGGAUCAUAUUGGCCUGUUCACCUGCGAUAGAACCGAUGGGGGCGAGCCGGUCAAACGUUUCCUCAAGCCCAUAGAGGGCUCCGAGGAUCUACUAGCCACAAUCCAGAGACUGAAGCCAUCGAUACUUGUGGGAGCGACAGGUCAUGCUUCCUUAUUUACCGAGGAAAUCCUCAAGACGAUGGCCAAGAACCACAAGCUUCCGGCGGUAUUUGCCCUCUCGAAUCCAACUGCCUACUCGGAGUGUACAGCGGAGCAGGCCUAUUGCCAUACAGAGGGCCGUGUUCUGUUUUGUUCCGGAUCACCGUUUCCGCCGGUGGUGAUAAACGGAAAACGAUAUUCGCCUUCCCAGGCUAAUAAUUGCUUAACAUUUCCCGGCAUUGCGCUGGGCGCCAUUAGUUCGUCGGCCCAGACUUUGCCCAAUUCCAUAUAUCCUGUGGUGGCACGCACACUGGCCGACUGCGUCUCCCAGGAGCGACUGGAUGCUGGUGCACUGUAUCCACCCAUCAAGGAUGCCCAUGAGGUGGCUCUGAAAGUGGGAGCGGCGGUGGCACAAUUUGUAUUUGAUAAUGAUCUUUCGAAUAUUAACCCCAAGCCCGAGGAUGUUAGUGAGUUUGUACAGAGAAAUUUGUACAAAAUGGAGUACCGAAGCUCGUUGAUUAGUACAUAUGACUAUCCAGAAACGUUGCCCAUGCCAAAGAAAGAAACCAAGAAGGAGGCAUAAACUUGGCCGGACUCCUGACCUGCUUUUCUAGUGACCAGAAAGGACCUUGUGUAAUUAGUUGCAAACACAGCAUGCACACACACACACAACAAAACCAUGCCACAGGAGCAGCGAAGGCACGAUAAAUGCCCGACAUUUUAACGUUAUUAUUGUCCUGUCAACGCAAAGCCAGUUGACAUGCUCGUGUGCCAGGACAUUGUGUGCCAUGUCCGUGUGUGUGUGUGUGUGUAUCUUGCUGAUUUGCAUAUAAAAUAGGACGAAAUGUCUGCUCACCAAAAAUGUCAA
Messenger RNA from Drosophila kikkawai, 2099 nucleotides. It is a transcript of the gene Menl-2, whose product is annotated as Malic enzyme like-2. Gene Ontology annotation, biological process: malate metabolic process; pyruvate metabolic process. NCBI's taxonomy places the organism in Eukaryota, Metazoa, Arthropoda, Insecta, Diptera, Drosophilidae. Gene Ontology annotation, molecular function: NAD binding; malate dehydrogenase (decarboxylating) (NADP+) activity. Gene Ontology annotation, cellular component: mitochondrion. The record is from RefSeq and is a predicted model, not a curated record.